CCUCCCUCCUGCCCCGCGCAUGCGCACCUCAGCCUCGCGCCGCCGCCAGCCUGCUGCCUGCCUUCCUCGCCCGCCUCAGCUUCCCGCCUCAGCCUUCUGCCCGCCCGGGGCGCGAUGGGCCUGCUGGAGCAAUGCGAGGCCGUCUUCGGCUCCCCCGACCUCUACUGCGUCCUGGGCGCUCGCCAAGGGGCCGCGCCCGCCGAGCUCCGCCGCGCGUACCGACGUGCGGCCCUGAGGGAGCACCCGGACCGCGCCCCGCCGCGGCCCCGCGAGGAGGCCACGCGCCGCUUCCAGCUCCUGAGCCAGGCGUACGCCGUGCUGAGCGACGCGGAGCAGCGUGCUGUGUACGAUGAGCAGGGCACGGUGGACGAGGAGGGCGAGGCGCUGCGCGGCGAGCGGAACUGGGGCGAGUACUGGCGGCUGCUCUUCAAGAAGAUCACUGUUAAAGAUAUUGAAGACUUCGAAAAGAGCUAUAAAGAUUCAGAAGAAGAGCUAGUGGAUAUUAAAGCAGCGUACAUGGAUUUUGAGGGUGACAUGGACAGAAUAAUGGAGUCUGUGUUGUGUGCGGACUAUACAGAUGAACCCAGAAUAAGGAAGAUCAUAGAAAAGGCCAUCGACUCUGGAGAAGUCCCAUCCUACAAAGCCUUUGUAAAAGAGUCCAAGCAGAAAAUGAUGGCAAGGAAGAGGCGGGCAGAAAAAGAAGCCAGUGAGGCAGAAAAGACCAAAGAGGAACUGGGCCUUGGUGGAGAAGAUGACUUGAAAGCUCUGAUUCAAAGUAGAAAUAAAGAUCGAAAAAAGGAAAUGGAUGACUUCUUGGCCCAACUGGAAGCAAAAUAUGGGAAUAAUGCUAAGAAAGGAGGAAAGAAGACUGCAUCCAAGAAAGGAAAGAAAUAAAGAAUACUGUAGGUGAAAAUAUCUGGUCUAAUUUCGUAUAGCUUUCCAUAGCUUGUGGAUUUGGGAGGAUUUCAGAGUGUUUCUGGACUCCUGUUUCGGACAGUGUGUGCAUCAACUUGCUGUCACUGGAAGGUACAAUACGGAGUGCAUCCUGAAAAAACAACCAAGCGUUCUGGUGCUACUCUUUAAAAUCCUUUGGGUGCUUAUUGAUUAAGAUCAAACAGAUCCUUGACUAGAAGUUUUGUUAUAGUACGGAGGGCGUGUGAUGCUGGGGAUGGUGAGGUGCUUACUGCGCUUGGGUUGUGGCACCUUCCUUUCAAACAUCUGGUGCAUACCAGUAUAGCUGCUAGUACAAACCUGUCACCCCACCCCUUUGAGGGUCAGCAGUGCGGAUUCCCGUGGUUUCUGAGCUGGAAACCUUAUUUCUCUGCUACGCAUGCAUUCCUUUUGUAACAACCCAGCUGUUCUUAAAGGUCUUUGCUCUUCAGCUCAACAGACGUUUUUUUCAGAUGUUCCACUGCUUUUAUAAAAUUACUUUGGAAAACUGCAGAUUUAAUAAAUGAGAAGGUUUUUUCAGAAUCCUGUGCUUGGUUGCUUUCCCGGUCCUCUCCACAUUUUCUAAGCUGUUCAAACCCAAUUGAUCGCAUGGGCUCUCCUGACUGAUUUAAGUCAUGUUAAUACUGUAUUCUUCUCCAGCAGCGGAAAAGAUGACUCUCUUGUUAACUAUGGCAGCAGUGCUGGUGAUGCCACAUGAGGUGGAAGGGCCACCUCCUGUUUGGUCUUCGGUGGCCUGUGCACAUGCUUUAGGAAGAACAUGAGACUGCAGGCGUGUGGCUGUGCAGAAACUCCCUAAUGCAGAGGCGAGGCAAUAAACUUAAAAACCCACAGAACGGAGCCAGUUCUGUGUAUUUCUAGGGUCCGUGAUGUCCCACAACGAGGUGUCCCAAAGCUUAUAAAUGUCUUGGCUGUUACUUCAACAGCAUCCCGGUCAUGCCUGCUGUAGGAGUGGCAGUGGCAGUGUGUUUGUCCACUGUUCUCUUAUGUCAGAAGGUUAUUACUUCUGUAAGGUGUGCAGGUAUUUUGAAGGUUUAACUUCAGCUGGUUUUACACCACUUGACACAGUGUGCAGGGGUGUGAAUUCAAAGGGUAGCCAGUGGUCAAGUUGCUCAAGGGAAUGAGGCUGGCUUUGUUUUAUGGGUUAGUUUUGAAAGGCUUGGGAGUCAUGAGAUCCCCGCUGUUUCAGUGAAAGUGUUCAGAGCAGACUCUUCAAUAGAAGGAGGUGGUAACUGUUCCCUGUUACUUGUCUGCUUUCAAAAAUUAUCCUGGUUCAGAGAGUGCAGCUUGUUGUGUUGCAUAAUACGACUUGGACGCUGCUGUGGCUAUACCAACAGAUAUCCAACAGCCUAGAAGUUUCUCAUGUCAACCACCUCUACAGAAACCAAAAAUUACCUAUGAUAUGAUGGCUUUCACUUCAGCACCCUGAUUCCUCUGGGCUACAAAACACUCUUUUAUGUUACUAGAAACCUGUUCCAGUUUAUUUGUGUGCUUUGUAACUCUCAUGCUCUGGGACUACAGAAAACUAACUGAUAUGAACAGGAUGCUUAUCUCCAGUUAACUCAAGGUAAUCGCCACACUUUACAAUGUCUCAGUAGUCUUAGCUGUUAAGAGAAGUUGUAUUUCAAAAGAAUUUAGUGAACAGAGGCCUCUCUUUAGCAUCAGUUUAUCUCUGUGCAAACUUAAGAGUUUUAGAUUGAGCCCACAGCAUUUUUUCCCCUACUCUAUAAAUGCACAGGAAAGUUAACACAGUUAUGUUUGCAUAGCUCUGCUUUGUUUUCUUUGCCCUCCUUUUUGAUUACAGCGCACUUGGAUCAACUGGACUUGGGAACGUAGGUAAUGAUUAAAAAUCACGUGCUGUUCUGGAGGUACCAGCAACAUUUGACAAACUGCAUAGCUUAGAGUGGGGAAAUAGGGGAGCCACUUCAUAAAGAAUACUGACGAGCUUUUUCCAUUAUGAAUUGUAAUUUAGAAAAUCUUAUAAGGAAAUUUAGAAGGAAGUGCUCUUUAAUUGGAUUAUAAAGGAACAACUGUUUUCGCGCGGUGUCCUAACUUUGUUACAACAAAGCGGUUAACCUCGCCUUGUCUGCAUACUCACUUAGAGCCUUGCACUUGCUGCUUAGGAGCAAGACCUUCAUCUAAUCUUUUGUUUUGAGAAGCUUGUGCUUGUGUUUUGCCUUAUUUGGAGCCACAAGGGCAACUGCAGUGCAUACUUCUGAUACGCCUGUUGCACCAUGCAGGACACGUCUCCUGAAAGCUACAUUCCAUCUGUGGAUUGUGGGGCUUCACAACAAAAUGCAGAAAUUGUGUGUGACUGCAGGUACUUUUUGAAAGGGAGACUGAGCUCUUCUGUGAAAUUGCCAUAAAACGUCUCACCAGAAAGACCGUGUUUCAGCACUGUCUCGAACUACUGGUAGUAACAGACUACUUUUACCCUCUUAAACCUUCUCCAGUCACUGAGGAAGAGCAAGUAGCGUGCUACCCUUAAAGCUGUCAGUUCAGUUUGCUACCUUAUUUUUACCCAGCUGUGUUAAUAUCUGCUGCAGUUACUACAGGAUUCAUAACUUGUCUAAGUUGGGUUGUACAAGCAGUGUCAUGUGUACUGCAUGCUUUUGAUAAGAUAAUAUUGUUUUAAACAUAUAGCUUUAAAGAUUUACAUUACUGCUACUGUGGAGCUAACGGAAAAAUCAGCAGGUUCUGCAGAACCUGCCUGUAACAAAAUGAACAAAUCACUAGCCAGUAAUGGGAAAACAGCAAUGAUGGAGAGUGUUUGCUAGAUGUUCUAGGUGUUAGACUUUACUGCCCACUGGAGUAUAUUCACCCUCCCACUGGAGUAUAAACUAAUAAUUAGUAUGACUAAUACUUGUAGAAAACGGAAUGUUUAAGUGUACCCCUUCUAGUCUUUGGCUGCUGAUUCUUAGAUUUAUAUAAAAAUAGUUAGUCAUAAGGAAAGGUGUUUGAAAACUCUCUGUGAACAACACGGACAUUGCUGAGGAUGAGAAGUGGU
Molecule: messenger RNA, 3955 nt
Organism: Cuculus canorus (common cuckoo)
Lineage: Eukaryota; Metazoa; Chordata; Aves; Cuculiformes; Cuculidae
Gene: DNAJC9
Product: DnaJ heat shock protein family (Hsp40) member C9
Exons: 5
Coding region: 115-894 (259 amino acids)
Cellular component (GO): cytoplasm; nucleus
Molecular function (GO): heat shock protein binding
Source: RefSeq, a predicted model, not a curated record